UCGGAUUUUGUCCCUGCGUGGGACAGGGAGGGCGCCGUCCUCCCCAGGAGUCUUCCGGUUUCUGUGAGGCUGAGCCACCUCCCCUCAGAUUCCUGGGGAUACGCCCUCUUCCCAGCCCCCGUCACCCUGCGUUCAUCACCGAGCCCCUUGGAGUCGCUGUGGGGUAACAGCCACCCAACGUCCUUUCGUUUUAGUUCUCGCUCCGUUGGGAACCUCGGUCCCCAUUUGAGCUGUCCCUUCCCAACCUUCUAAAAUGUCCAAUAAUCUCCAGAAGGUCUUCCUGAAUCCCGCAGAGGAAAAUUCAGGCACCACCUCGCACUGUAUUUCAGGCUGCAUGUACCAAGUAGUUCAGACGAUUGGCUCGGAUGGAAAAAAUCUUCUGCAAUUACUUCCAAUUCCUAAUUCUUCUGGAAAUCUUACCCCGGUAGUUCAAUCUUCAGUCAUGUCUGAUGCUUUGAAAGGGAAUACAGGAAAACCAGUUCAAGUUACUUUUCAGACCCAGAUUUCCAGCUCUUCCACAAGUGCAUCAGUUCAAUUGCCCAUUUUUCAGCCAGCCAGUUCUUCAAACUAUUUUCUUACAAGAACAGUAGAUACAGCAGAAAAAGGUAGAGUUACUUCUGUGGGAAUUGAAAAUUUUACUUCAUCAGUCUCUAAAGUUAAGAGUCAUGGUGUGAAAAUUGAUGGACUCACCAUGCAAACAUUUGCUGUUCCUCCCUCAACACAAAAUGAUUCAUCUUUUAUUCUAGUCAGUAACCCGAAUCUUCCACUGACUAUGAAGUCUCCAGUUUUGCCUUCUGGGCAUCAUUUGCAGAUUCCAGCGCACGCUGAAGUAAAAUCUGUACCUGCAUCAUCUUUGCCUCCUUCAGUUCAGCAAAAGAUACUUGCAUCUGCAACCACAAGUACCUCAGGAGCAGUUGAGGCCUCCCAAAUACCAACAGUUAUUUAUGUAUCUCCUGUAAAUACAGUGAAAAGUGUAGUUACCAAGAACUUUCAAAAUAUUUACCCAAAACCUGUUAAAGAAAUAGCAAAGCCAUUGAUACUAAAUACCACACAAAUUCCAACGAAUGUUGCUACAGAGACACAGUUAAAAAGUGGUCAGCAUUCUCAAGCUGCUCCAGUGAAAUGGAUUUUUCAAGAAAAUCUACAGCCUUGUACUCCAUCUCUUGUUCCUGUUAAGUCUUCAAAUAAUGUGGCUUCAAAGAUUUUAAAAAGUUUUGUAGAUAAAGAAAGUUUCGUAGAUAAUACUAUAAGUAUGCCACAAUUGAGUAACAUCAGUCCUAGUGGGACACAAUCCAUAAGUGUGCCUAUUAAAGAUAAUGCUUUGGUAAUGUUUAAUGGGAAAGUCUAUCUAUUGGCUAAAAAGGGGACAGAUGUUCUACAAUCACAAAUUGACCAACAGAAUUGUGUUUCUCCUGGUAUUCCACUAAGAAAAGACACAUCACAGGUAGUAAGUUCAACUCCAGUCACAGAAAUAUCCAGAGAGGUUGUAAAUAUUGUUUUGGCUAAAAGUAAAUCUUUCCAGAUGGAGACAAAAUCACUUUCAAAUACCCAGCUUGCUUCCAUGGCCAGUCUAAAGGCAGAGAAGAAUAAAAAAGUGGAGAAAUCAUCUCUUUCUACCACAAACUCACAUAAUACGAACCAAUCCAGUAACAACCUAAAACAGAGUAAGACUUUAUUUACAAAACCAGUCUUUCCAGAUGGAUUUAGUACAGGACAGAAUGCCCCCAGAAAAGGAAAUACCAUCCAGAGCAUAAAUGCAACAACUGUUACUUCACAACAUUGUGUUUUCAGAGACCAAGAACCAAAGAUCCAGAGAGAAAUGGCAUCUGCAUUAGAAAAGGGCACUCAAGAAAGAAGUGACAAGAAGGAGCCUCAAAGAAGCCAUAGUGAGGCAUCAGAUCUGAAGAGUGAUGCUGAAUUUAGGAAGACAUUUGGUCUCACAAAAGAUUUGAGAGUGUGCCUUAUCCGAAUUCCUGACCAUUUGGGCUCUGGAAAAGGUUUUGAUGCCUUUAGCAGUUUGGCAAAGAGUAGUACUUAUAAAAAGACAGAGUUUGUGGUGGCAGAACAAGAAAGAAAACAGCAGAGUUUUGAUAGGAAAAGGAAAGCAAAACCGGUUAAGAAGAUGGAUCACACAAAGAAGAGAAAAACUGAACGUGCUUUUAGCACAGUCAUAAAUGGGGGAACUGAUGUCACUAGUCCCAAACAACUUAGCAGUAUUUUGCCAACUUCAGACAUACCACAGCAUAACACUCUCACAAGUGACAACAAAACCACAGAAGAAAAAAGAACAGAGAUAGAACACUGUUCCUAUGAGAAGCAGGAGAAAGGCACAUUGAGUUCAAGUGCACCUUUUGAACAAAGUCAUUCCUUUAAUAAAAAUUAUUCUGAAGAUAUUUUCCCGGUAACACCACCAGAAUUAGAAGAAACCAUCCGAGAUGAAAAAAUAAGAAGACUUAAGCAGGUCUUAAGAGAGAAAGAAGCAGCUCUUGAAGAAAUGCGUAAGAAGAUGCACCAAAAAUAAUAAAAUGUCCUAUACUUAAAGCCUUCAAUGAAAUAACUUUUUAAAACAGACUUGUAUUAAUACAGUAGUUCCUCUUUAUCCACCAGUGAUACAUUCUGAGAUGUCCAGAUCCAUAGUGGAUGUCUGAAACUGGAGAUAGUACUGAAUCCUAUAUACAAGUGCCAUAAUACUAUGACAGUCACUCCAAUCACCCAGACAGCUAAGUGAAUAAUAGGCAGGUGGUGUAUACAGUGUGGAUACAUUGUGUAAAGGAUGAUUUAUUUCCUGAGCAGGACAGCGUGAGAUUUCAUCACAAUACUCAGAAUGAGGUACAUUUUAAAAUUUAGGAAUUCUUUUCAGAGUGUUUUUAUUCAGUAUUUUUAGUGCAUAACUGAAGCCACAGAAAGCAAAAGUGCAGAUAAAAAGGGGCUACUGUAAGUUAAUUACAGAUGCAUUCUGAAAGUGUCUUUGAGUAUGAAUCUUGUUUUUUCAUCAGUUGACUAUAAAAUUUAAGGAAUACAGAAAAGGCUAAUUCACAAAGGACUUGUGAAUAAUCUACAUGGGUUAAUUGUACCACUGUAUUAGGUACCAUUUUUGGAAGGAAAAGUAUUUUUCUAUUGUUUUAACUGAAAUUCCCCGAAGUUUGAUUAUUUGUACAGUGUUUUUGUUGUUAUUGUAACUUUAACCAAAUCACUCAGAUGUUGCUCCCCCAAAUAGCUGAUUAUUGUAAACUACUGGAAUUCUAAAAUUCAAGAAAGUAAGUCAACUGUAAACUCAACUUUACCAUUGAGUUUGUGUAUGUACUUAUAGUAUCCUUACCCAUAAAAUGAUAAUAC
Castor canadensis (American beaver) is the source of this 3336-nucleotide messenger RNA. It is a transcript of the gene Lrif1, whose product is annotated as ligand dependent nuclear receptor interacting factor 1. Gene Ontology annotation, biological process: regulation of DNA-templated transcription. NCBI's taxonomy places the organism in Eukaryota, Metazoa, Chordata, Mammalia, Rodentia, Castoridae. Gene Ontology annotation, molecular function: nuclear retinoic acid receptor binding. The record is from RefSeq and is a predicted model, not a curated record.